Molecule: messenger RNA, 1958 nt
Organism: Arabidopsis thaliana (thale cress)
Lineage: Eukaryota; Viridiplantae; Streptophyta; Magnoliopsida; Brassicales; Brassicaceae
Product: Lactoylglutathione lyase / glyoxalase I family protein
Exons: 2
Coding region: 276-776 (166 amino acids)
Source: RefSeq, marked reviewed
GAGACACGAGUCCUAUAGGGUAGUAAAUGAAAAGUGAUUAGUAGGGGCAUAUUCACGUAAAUAAAUCAAAAAGUAAGGGUAAAAAUCCACGGACGUGAGAGCAAUUGUUAUAUCCAUUUGAAAUCCUCGUCAGGUUACACGAAACGAUUCCGCUUCUCCGCUUCCUUCAUAAAUAUCUCACUCAUCGUCUCUAGAUUGUUCUUUCACACGCAAUUUUCAUUUCUCUCUUAACCGUAAACGAAUCUCUCUUCUCAAAGUUUUAUUUUCUCUCUGCGAUGGCUCAAGAAGAUGUUACUGCUGUUGCUACUAACGGUGCUGGUCCGGUGGAGACGCAUCUUGUCUUCACUGAGUUCAAGCAGAUGUUGCUCGUUGAAGCUCAAAAGGUCGGUGACGCUGUUACUUUCUACAAAUCUGCUUUUGGUGCGAUCGAGUCUGGUCAUUCUCUUUACCCUAAGCGUAAGCUUGACCAAGAGCUUCCUCAUGUUCUCUCUUCUGAGCUUAAUCUCGCUGGCUCUUCCUUCGUUGUUUGCGACGUUUCCUCUCUCCCUGGUUUUUCUACUGCGAAAUCGGAAGGUUCGGGAGUGACUUUUCUUCUCGGAACUAAGGAUGCUGAAGCCGCCGUUGCGAAAGCUGUUGACGCCGGAGCUGUGAAAGUGGAGGUUACGGAGGCAGAAGUUGAACUGGGAUUCAAAGGAAAAGUUACGGAUCCUUUUGGUGUCACUUGGAUCUUCGCGGAGAAGAAGACCGUGAUCACCGACGAGAACAAAGAGGUUUAGAAUCUGUCGUCGGAUCUAAUUCUUCGUCGGUUUCUGAACAAAAAAAACUAUCUAUUAUCCUAGGUUUAUGCUUUUAUUUUGUCUUUUGUGGAAUCCGGUAAUCAGUAAACCGGAUCGAGUAGGCUAAUGACUUUCGGAUUCUAAUUUCACCCCUUUUGACAAACUCUAAUCUUGGUGAAAUUGCAUAUUAAUCUCGGGCUAUAUUAUGUUUUGUUGAUGAUUUCGCUUCUCUAUCUAUCUUCUAUAAUCGUUCUGUGUUUAAUCUGUGUUCUUUGUCAUUUUUGUUGGUUUAGUACUAAGGGUAUAAUCGUCUAUUUGGAAUGAAAAUGAAAUGGUUAGUGAUUAGAUAAGACGGAAUUAAGAAUAUUUGUUGUUUUGGUGUCAGAGUGUUGAAUACUGUGUCAGAGGUAGUGAAACCAUAAACCUCUGUAUUUGUGCUUUGUGGUUUCUCUCUAUCGCUUAUUGGUUACAUAUUUUUCGAAAUUGCCCUUCCGUGUUUGGGCCUUGUGUAGUUUUCGAUUGGUCCUCUUUCUUUUCUUUUGACCAGUUUUUGGGGUUAACCCAUAAACGCCAUUUGGCAGAAAAUACGAUUUAUUAAUAACAUCCGAUAUUUAGAAUAGGAGUAAUAAAAAACAUAAACACACGUAUACAGAGUCUUUUAACAAGUUGGGGCGUUGGCUAGACCACACUGUUUGGGGAGAGCAGAAGCGAGUUCAGGAUCAACACCGAAAGAACCGAGCCAUGGAGAGUUCUUGUAACCACAAAGACAUGCAAAAUCAGCGUGUUGCAGAGCGGUGCAGCAAGGCUGUGAUGGGCUCGUCGGAUUCUCCUUGCUAACCGCUGGUUUGCACUCAUUCAACUCAUCCUGGCUCAUGCCGCAGAGAUCUAUCGCUACUGAUGUAUCGACCAACAUAGCCAUUAUCACGAUCAUCGCCAUCAUAACCAUAGCUGCUUUCUUGCUCGCCAUAUUAUUAUCCUCCUCUCUCUUUUUCUAUAUGUUUGUUUGUGUUUGUGGUGUUGAAAUGAAUGUGCAUGAGAAGGUGUAUAUAUAUCAAGUUUUAGAGAAACCCGUGAACCAGAUUGGAUUGCUCCAUAUAGUCACGGGGAUGUGUUUUUCCACUUUACUUUUGGGAGAGGGUCUUUUGUCAUAGAAUCAUAAGCUUUCGGAUUCUUAUCAAUUAU